Ziziphus jujuba (common jujube) is the source of this 3296-nucleotide messenger RNA. Its product is annotated as protein PHR1-LIKE 3. The record is from RefSeq and is a predicted model, not a curated record. The transcript is spliced from 4 exons. NCBI's taxonomy places the organism in Eukaryota, Viridiplantae, Streptophyta, Magnoliopsida, Rosales, Rhamnaceae. The coding region runs from base 283 to 1953 and encodes 556 amino acids. Gene Ontology annotation, molecular function: DNA-binding transcription factor activity; metal ion binding; DNA binding.
UGAGGACCGAGUAAAACAGUAUUAAUAAUAUAUUUAAAAAAAAAAAAAAAAAAAAAAAACAAAUACAGGCAGCUGAAAGAGCAGGCAACGAAGCUGAGUUUAGGACAAUUUGCAGGAGUUUGCAGAGCAUUGUAUCUCCCUCUCUCUUUCUCUCUCUGUUUUCUUUUUUUUUUUUUUUGGGUUCAUUACAAUAUUCAAAAGUUGCAGAGAAUUUGAAGAAGAAGAAGAAGAAGAUAGAGGAUAGGAAAAUUAGAAAGUGGGUAGGAAUAGAAAGAGAGAGGAAUGGGAGGAAGAGGAGCAUCAUCAAGACUGAGAAAAGCAGCGAGGAAAAUGGCAGUAGCUGCAGCAAAUGCAUGUGGGUCUUUCUCAAGGAAGAAAGCUCUUGUAGAUCCCAUCAUCUUCGACCAUACCACCUCUGCAUCUGCAUCUAUCUCUGGUUCUUCGGUUGUGUCACCCACAAAGCAAAAGCAUAUCUCAGAAGAAGAAUAUGAAGAUGUUGUAGGGGAAACAGAAACCAAAACCUUCAAUAGCAGCGAGCCCACUGCUAAGAAUCUGUGUGCAAUAUGUCUUGAUCUUCUCAGCUACAACAGCACAGGCAGCAGUCCUGGGCAGGCUAUAUUCACAGCGCAGUGUUCCCAUGCUUUCCAUUUUGCUUGUAUCUCCUCCAAUGUCAGACAUGGUAGUGUGACCUGCCCCAUAUGCCGUGCUCAUUGGACGCAGCUGCCUCGCAACCUGAAUCCACCUUGUGGUUCUCUGUCUUCAUGCAACCAAAAUGACCCCAUCCUCAGAAUCCUCGAUGACUCCAUUGCCACUUUCCGUAUCCAUCGGCGCUCCUUCCUCCGCUCUGCCCGCUAUGAUGAUGAUGACCCAAUUGAGCCAGACGACUUGUCUAACUGUCCCCGACUCCAUCUCUCCCUCACACCCAUCCCACCUGGUGCACCCUCUACUUUUCAACCAUCAUUGCAAAUGGCUGGCUGCACCUCCUUCCCAUACAAUCCUCCUUUGCAUCCCCUAACCUGCAGCUCCUCAUCACUUUUACAUUCACCAAGCAGGCAUAUACCUUAUAAUAUUAUGUGUACCUCUUCAAAUAGAGCAUAUCUUUCAGUAAAAUUGGCACAUCAACGUGCAACCGACUUGGUCUUGGUUGCAAGCCCCAAUGGACCACACCUUAGGCUUCUCAAGCAAUGUAUGGCAUUGGUGGUUUUCUCCCUCAGACCCAUUGACCGUUUGGCCAUUGUUACAUAUUCAUCAGCUGCAGCUCGUGUCUUUCCCCUAAGACGUAUGACAUCUUAUGGUAAGCGAGCAGCCCUACAAGUGAUUGAUCGUCUUUUCUAUAUGGGGCAAGCAGAUCCAGUUGAAGGGCUCAAGAAAGGGAUAAAGAUACUUCAAGACCGUGCACACAAAAACCCAGAAUCCAGUAUCCUUCAUCUGUCGGAUAGCCCAACUCAGUCUUACCAUGCUGCAAUGGACAUGGAAGAAGUGCACAUUCCGGUCCACCGUUUCCAUGUGGGAUUUGGUUUUGGCACUUCAAAUGGUUUUAUCAUGCAUGAAUUCGAAGAGUUCCUGGCAGGACUACUAGGAGGUGUCAUUAGAGAAAUCCAGUUGAGAAUGAGAACAGGGGAAGAAGGCAGCACUAGGAUUAUAAGGAUAGGAGAGCUAAGGGGAGGUGAAGAAAGGAGAAUUUUAUUGGACUUGGGCGAGAACGGACAUAUGACCGUGGAAUAUAGCUACAUUGAGGAGGUAGGUGAGGUUGAUGAACACAUGGGAACAGGGGAAACUGUGUUGAGUUUAGGGGAUGGAAAAACUAAUGCUACAGAAGCAACGGCUGAUUCUGAUGGAGGGAGGAGGGAUGUAAUUAGUGGAGGGAGGACUAGUAGCGCAGAAAGUUGGGAUUACCAUGAUCCUUACAUGGCUAGAAGAUGGGCUAAGCAUUUGCAUGGCUAUAGGCUUUGAAUUUAUUGAGGAAAAAAAAAAAAUUAUUUAUAUGAAAUCCAUAGAUCAGUUAUUGUUAUUACAUUGGUUUUGGUCAUCUAGGAAAUUUUAAGUCUUUGUUCAGUUACAUCUAGCUGAUAUUCUCAAACAGCUUUCAAAAGUGAGAAAAUGUUGCAUAUACUCCUACAGUCCUAUUCGCACAUUAAGUAAAGCUUAUAAUUAUAUAGAAAGGUCUAAACUAGAAAAUUCAGACUUUUAUGCUUUUUUGGUAGAUUAAAACAAAUCAGACUCACUGCCAAUUGCUAUGAUGCAAAUAUCAAGUUGCAAAAAUGGAAUGCUCUUUGCAUUCCAAACACGACAACAUGUUCAAACUCAUUCCGUUGAAAUCAUCCUUGGCAAAAGUAAUCAAAAAACAGCUUUUUUCUGUGUUUUCUAAUGUCUAUUGCACAAUAUCAAUACCUCGUUAUUAGAAACAAACAUUUUAGUUGGAUUAAAAUUCAGGCAAAAUUUAUAGUUCUAAGAAGUCAUCAAAAUUAAGUAAGACAUUCUUAGUCUUUCUUAUUUGAUUAUUAAAAAAGAUUAAUAGUGGGAAAUAACAAAAAUAUACAAGAAAAAAAAUUUAUUUUUUAAUGAAUAUAUAAAAAAAAAAGGAUACAAAAUUGAUAAAAUUAUGAAAAAAUAAAAAAUUAAAAACAAGUGGAAAGAAAUAAAAAAAUGAUGGGGGUGGGUGAGUGUGGGCCGCAUCUUCCAGCCCUCCAAUUUUUGUUACUGCAACUGAUGAAGAAGCAGACAACAGACUGCAUAAUCCGACAAAAUUCAAAGAAAAAAAAAAAAGCGUGUACACACACACAACUUACUACUACUGCUACUCUUUUCUCUCUACGGUCUCUCUGCCAUUGUUGCCAAAACCCCCAAAAUAGUUUAUAGUUUGUACGGCGCUAUUCUUUUUCUUCUUCUUCACCAUCCUUUGCUUUUUUACUUUCUUUGCUUUCAUUGAAAUUUUCUUUUUAUUUAUUUAUUUAUUUGCCAUUGCACAACAAAUGGGUCCUUUGUUGUCUUUCUCUAUUCACGAAUCAAAACAACCAAAAUUAAAAAUAAAAAAAAUUAAUAAAUUAAAAUAAUAAUAUUGUUGAUUUAACCUCAGGUGCAGUGGCAGUGCGACUUUUCUUCUCUCUGUUUCAUAUUGGGAAUCUGGUACUCUCUGCUCCUCUUCUUCCUCUUCCUCUGCUUCUACUGAGAAAAGCAGAAUCUAGAAAGGAGAGCAAAAGAAAAAGAAAGAAGGAAAAAAAUGUAUCCACAGCUGAUUCAGCACCAUGAAAGAAUGGUGGGUCAAGAUGAUAUUCAAAUUCAAGGAGGUGCUACAG